Messenger RNA from Suillus fuscotomentosus, 417 nucleotides. RefSeq lists its product as uncharacterized. The record is from RefSeq and is a predicted model, not a curated record. The annotation marks the transcript as partial. Lineage: Eukaryota; Fungi; Basidiomycota; Agaricomycetes; Boletales; Suillaceae. The transcript has 3 exons.
AUGAUGGCAGAUUUUGGAAUGGACGUGGAGGUGUUCACCCAUACAGUGCCUCCAGGUGAAGAGGCCUUUGACCUCAGUCACGCAGGUGGGGAGCAUGAGGCAUUUGAAGACCUUGCUCAUCAACUGGCGGAUCUAACUGGAUAUCAUCACAUUGAUCCACGAAUUCGGGGAGAACGCAUCGACACUCAAACCGCUCAUUGGGGCCUUCAGAUAGAUCGUCUCGUUGACGCCUACUUAAACUAUCGCAGUCGAGAUUCCGGGGACGGUAUGCCUGAUAUUUCAGAUCAGGUCCUGUCAGGUGUCGAUGCUUCAUUCUCAAUUAAUGAGAUUGAACUCAUUGAUACAUUCACACGAAGGCGCUCGCAUCUACGACCAUUACCGUCUCAUCAAUACCCGAAUGAAACCCUCAUCUACUAU